Phragmites australis (common reed) is the source of this 2667-nucleotide messenger RNA. Its product is annotated as NAC domain-containing protein 82-like. Gene Ontology annotation, biological process: regulation of DNA-templated transcription. Lineage: Eukaryota; Viridiplantae; Streptophyta; Magnoliopsida; Poales; Poaceae. The transcript is spliced from 5 exons. Bases 726 to 2120 code for a protein of 464 amino acids. The record is from RefSeq and is a predicted model, not a curated record. Gene Ontology annotation, molecular function: DNA binding.
UCGGCCCAGCUCCGCACCCCUGGGCCUAUUAAAGAGCCCUUCCACAGCCGCGCGAUCCGCCCAUCCCCACACAAACACCACCUCAUCUUCGUUUGACCAGACGGCGGCGCUCAACUCCUCCUCCCCAUCGGCCUCCUGGCUUCCUCGUCCUCCACGAUUUUGAUCCACAUCACUCAUGUCUGCUGAAGUAGCCGAGGGACACCCUUAUUUCCUCUCGUGCUACUUCUGGUUCAUAUACUGCAUAAAAUUCCGAGAUUUCACUUGAUACAAGUCACAAGUGGAUCACCUGGAGUUUUGUGCCAAUACUUCCUACCAUGUGAAUCAGUUGUAGCUGGUGAUAUUGGCAAGACUCAGGUUCUCAUCUGAGUUCAGAAACAUCCGUUGGUCGAGUGUUUGGUCUCCUGCUUCCCUGAGUCUUGCCAAGCGAAGCUUCUCAUCAAUUGUGUUCUCAGAUCUCUUUCUGUGACUCGAUCAACAACUCCUUUGGUCCUGUCAAGCUCUUAAUCCUCCCUUCAGAAGGCUUGUCUUGACGUUGAAACAUCCUGCUCUCUGCUCACACUGCAGUCUUCUGAAGUCCUCCCUUGUUGCACUCUGUGCUCAAACUUCUGAUAACGGCUCUCUCCCGCUCCUCUUGGUUGAUUGCUCCUGGAUACUUGUGAUCUCCUUGAAGUUUCUGCUUUUUUUCUUGAAAUCUCUCUAUUGUCCUGUCGACAUACAUUAGGGUGAUGGCGCAAACUAGCCUGCCUCCUGGUUUUCGUUUCCACCCAACUGACGUUGAGCUUGUUUCCUACUACUUGAAAAGGAAGAUCAUGGGAAAGAAACUUCUUGUGGAAGCUAUAUCAGAGGUUGAGUUGUACAAGUUCGCUCCCUGGGAUCUCCCUGACAAAUCCUGUCUUAGAAGCAAAGAUCUUGAAUGGUUCUUCUUUUGUCCUCGUGAUAAGAAAUACCCCAAUGGGUCUAGGACAAAUCGCGCCACACCAAAUGGUUACUGGAAGACGAGUGGAAAAGAUAGAACAAUUAUGCUGAACUCUCGCAAUGUUGGGAAUAAGAAAACAUUGAUUUUUCAUGAAGGCAAGGCACCUAAAGGUGACAGAACUGAUUGGGUGAUGUAUGAAUACAAAAUGGAAGAUGAAGAUUUGGUUUCUGCAGGUUUUUCAAAGGAUGCUUAUGUGCUCUGCAAAAUUUUCAAGAAAAGCGGCCUUGGUCCGAGGAUUGGAGAGCAAUAUGGGGCUCCAUUUAAUGAAGAUGAAUGGGACAUUUCAGAUACUCAAACUUCUAUAUUUCCUUUGAUGCCCUCUUCAGAAGUAGUGAACCCUAUGGAGGACCUACAUGUUCAGCAUGCUGUCCCUGCUGGUGUUGUUGGGGAACCACAUCUACAGCAUUCAUCUGCUGCUUGUGCUGGGGAUGAUUCAUCAUUUUAUCUUGUCACUUCUACUUGUGUUGAGGACUUCACAUUUGGCUCUGCUACUGUUGGCUCUGCUAUCCAAGAUCUACCUGCUCAGCAUGCUGUUAAAUCUUCUGGAGGUGGGGUGGUUUCUGGUAACAACAUUUCCAAUGAGGUCAAUGAUAUGUACAAUACUUGCGAUGUUGAUGGAUUUUUACUGGAGGAAUUGUCUAGGUUUCUGAAUGAUUCUCCUCUUCAUGACAGCCCUGUUGGAGAGAAUUCUGUUCUCCCUCCAAUGUCUGAAGUCGAGGCUCGCGCUUUUGAAGUGAAUACUUACGACCUCUACAAUGAAUUGUCAGGGCUUGCUGGGUUAGGAGACGUGUCAAACAACUUUGCUAGCAAUGUGGGUACCACGGAGUGCACUAUCCUGCCUGCUGACAGAGAGCUUUCUACUGAUGAUUAUAUAGAACUGAAUGAUCUCCUUGCUCCUGAUGCAAGCUUCCCCAGUGAAUUUCCCGCGCAAAACAAUCAAUUUUUGCAGUAUCCCCUUGCCCAAUUCACAUACAAUGGACGGCAUGAUGAUGUCGCUGCUCUGUCAGCUGCUUUUGAACCAACUAGCUCGCUUCCAACAAUGCCUGGCAUUUAUGAUGUUUUUCCUCCUGCCAAUAAUGUCAGCUUCGCAACAGACCAGGCAACAAACUUCUUGGACCCACCCAUGCAAUACCCAUUGUCGUGAUUGGCCUGCAAAAUCAAUGGUAAAAGUUAGUUGUUAUCCUUUUGUUUCUUUGCUUCCAUGGAACUUUGUUUGAGCUGAAGUGUUGCAACAUCCAGUUCUCCGAUGCUGGUACAUCGCUUCAUCCAUCCGGGACGGCAUGACACAGAAAGAUGCCUUUUGUGCUCAUGAAAUAGUCUGCUGUUCUUUUGAACCAAGCCAAACUUUAGGCUGGUAUCUCCCUAGCAAGAAAAGUGCUGGAUCAAAUUGCUUGCACUGAACCAAGCCAAACUUGGCUGGUAUCUCCCUAGCAUGAAAAGUGCUGGAUCAAAUUGCAUGCACUGCAUGCUCCCAACUGAUUGCCUGGUUGAGCUGAUUGCCAAGCUCGGCUCGCUGCUGAGGUUAAAUUAGUAAUUGGCUUGUAAAUAUGAUCUUAUGUUAUUUGUGUAUUCGGUACGCUGGUUGCCAUCCAUUCAAGUUACUUCUGCCAAACUAGUGUGUAUUGAGUAUUGACAAUAUGCGAACCAUUAUUAUUAUAUAUUGUGAUAUGGAAUGCCUGGUACUUUUAAUA